Messenger RNA from Liolophura sinensis, 1799 nucleotides. RefSeq names its product neurotrypsin-like. Gene Ontology annotation, cellular component: membrane. The coding region runs from base 140 to 829 and encodes 229 amino acids. The transcript is spliced from 7 exons. The record is from RefSeq and is a predicted model, not a curated record. NCBI's taxonomy places the organism in Eukaryota, Metazoa, Mollusca, Polyplacophora, Chitonida, Chitonidae.
AAUCAGACCGUCUCCUGCAUACGUGUAUCAACAUCGAAGCCCCCGAUUGGAGCGUUCGGUUCACGUGAUUGGACAGUUGCCAAGGGACAGAACUCUCGCUGACGAGUGCGGUUCCAUUGGCCGGAAAUACCUCUGUGGCAUGGCGCCUGAUCAUUUUCUUGUGGGCAUCGACUGUCAACCAGAGGUCCAAAAUCUGACCAUUCAAAUAGAUACUCAAGGCGGGGAGAAAAGCGGACUUGUGGAAGUGCACCAACCAGACACCGGUCUUGUGACAAACAUUUGUGGCGACACCUGGGGCGGAACUGAGGCAACUGUCGUCUGCAGAGAAAUGGGAUUUGAUGGAGAACCUGCAAUUCCUCUUGAGAUCAAUGAAAACCUCUUGCAAUUGCGUCAGGAUUUACCUGUAGAGCUAAGUGACGUUGAGUGCGAAGGAUCGGAGAGGGGACUAGAGCAGUGUGUCUACCCUCCCCUGGGGUACGGGGCGUGUGAGGAGACCCGAGGAAAGGCAGGCGUCGUCUGUAGUACCAGCGAUGUUGGCUUGCGGAUUUCCCCAUUGGGUAGCACAGGCAAUCACGAGGGUUGGGUCGAGAUCAACCUCCUGGGCCGCUGGUGGGAUGCAGUACACCCUAUGUGGACGGGAGCGGAAGCGACUGUUUUCUGCAGAUCGUUGGGAUACCGAUGGGGAGCUGCAGGGAAGGGAUGGUUCGGUCGGAAGGGUCGGAUAAAGGGCGUUUGGAGUUUGGACGGCGGAUGCAGUGGACAUGAGGCCAGUUUUACUGGAGUGCAACAUUUCAAAAUGGCGCCUGCAUUAUCACCGAAUGGGCGGUGACAAACUCCCCACGUCAGUGCAAUGCUUUAACGAUUCUACUGGGCCAUCGCCUCCCGUUAUUUACGGGCUGUCCGACAUUAUACUAGAAGACGAGACAAGACAAGUAACUUGUGACGUCGACGGGGGAGAUCAUGACGUCACCGCCAUGCUACAAUGUCCUGGACCGAGCAACGGGACGGAUGGGCCAAUGCGUGUGGGCAAAGGGUCUCACGUGACUUUGUCCACGAGCCUUAAAGGAAGUGACGCUGCGAUUAGCCAGAAACCAUGCACGUGUGCCGCUGUCAGUGAUACGCAGUGGUAUGCCAAAACCGAAGCCAGCCCAAAAGUCGCUUUUGGGCCGACCGAUGUUCGUAUUGCCCCACUCGAAGUAGAACCAAAACCUGGGUCAGCAUUUGUAUUACACUGUGAGACAAACAUCACCAACCCGCCGUCAGAGAUCAUGUGGCUAAACGGAUCUCAGCGACUUGACGGGGUGGGACGGACCUACAGCCGAACUGUGGAAGACGGAAGGUACUACAGGACAUACAACCGCUGGUACAUCCUAGCGCACGAAUCUAUGACUGGUAACAUGAUCACGUGUCUAGCCAAGAAUCCACUGACCAAUGAGACAGCAUUUGACUCAAAACUGCUGAUCAUUGGCACGCAACUUCCGAAAGAAGCUCACAUUGGAAUUAUGUCGUCUAAACUUGUGUCGCCUCAUUCCCUGAUAUCUAUGUUUAAGAAUUUUCUCGGCUCUAGCUAUGUCAAAAAACGAUCGAACUAUUGAAAUGUUUAACCAUUGGCUCUUCUGCAAAUCCGCCUGAUUUUAUUUUCAGCAAGUGUAUUUGAAAGGAUUUACAUACUUAUGUGUUUUUUGUUUUUGUUUUGUCAUACACUAGACCCUCAAUAUUGCUUCCAUUAUUUAAUGACAGGAUUCAAGAGUCAUUAUAUCGGGGUUGAACUGUCAGUGAAAUCAACUGUUUCGACCUCA